Molecule: messenger RNA, 1890 nt
Organism: Diplodia corticola
Lineage: Eukaryota; Fungi; Ascomycota; Dothideomycetes; Botryosphaeriales; Botryosphaeriaceae
Product: trna (uracil-o-)-methyltransferase
Exons: 1
Coding region: 1-1890 (629 amino acids)
Biological process (GO): tRNA methylation
Molecular function (GO): tRNA (uridine) methyltransferase activity
Source: RefSeq, a predicted model, not a curated record
AUGGGAAAUACGCCAGAAACCCAGGUCGAUGCUACCACCGUUGAAAAUGGGAAGAAGGCCUUCCAGCCGCGCGACAUUACACACGAGCCCUCCACAUUCUCUCUCCCGGACGAAUCGUGGACUUCCAUGUUCGAAACGGCAUGUGCUUUUGAGCCGGAAUAUUACCAGCGCGUCAUGCUGAACCUCAUUCGUCACCCGGAGAUUGCAUCAACCUACCUUUUUCGCGCCGAAAUCUUCUAUGAUAGCUUCAACGACCCAGAGGGAAAAUUCGUCAAACAUAUCAAGGCCGAUUACCAACCACUCCCAUGUCACGUACCAGGCUACCAAUUAGAACAGACCAUCGUGCGGCGUAUGAUCCCGCGCAAUCCACAGCGUGACAACCCUCUGGUUCAAACCUGCCACGUCUUCCAGAAGAGAGACGACGCCGGCUCUGUAAGGAAUCUUGUAGUCUACAUCCCCCACGCCCAGUCCGCAUCCGAAGUUCCCUUCUACCACCCCACCGUCGCCGCCCUCGCUUUCCUCCAUACCUGGCCGUCAUCCCACCCCACUCCAAAUCCCUCCCCCAACGCCUCCCCAACAACCCUCGGCCAGUUCUCCAUCCACUACCGCCUCUUCCCCACGCACCCGCUGGACAACCGCCUCACUCGCACCGCGCUCAGCCUCCUCACCCUCAUCAACAAGCACAGCCUCGGCCAGAAGGCCGGCUACACUAAACGCGUCCACCACGACCAAGUCAUCCCGCAAGCCCGCUUCCAGGACACCUACACCCGGCUGAAGACGGUAUACGCCAAGAACUUGAUCGACGGCUGGGUCGAGCAGACGCCGCCGGGCAAGCAUGUCUUCGAGGAUCUGGGUAUCGCAGCAUUCCUGCUCGAGCUGUGGCGUGACAUGUACGCCACUCCCAUCGCCAACGACGCCAGCGGCGCAGGCAAGGAGAAGAGAGAAAGUGACGAGCAGCAUCCGGCACAAAGCAAAGACGACAAAGAAGCGGCGAGCAUCAAACCCCCCUUCCCGGGCUUCGUCGACAUCGGCUGCGGCAACGGCGUGCUCGUGCACGUCCUGCGCAGCGAAGGCUACCCCGGCUGGGGCUUCGACGCCCGCCGCCGCAAGACGUGGGACACGUUCCCGCCCGCCGUCCGCGACGACCUGAAGGAGAUGGUUCUCGUGCCCGAGUCCUUCACGCGUGCUGCUGGUGCCGCCACCUCUGCCGCCGCUGACGCCGCGACCACCCCCCUCGCGGACCUCAAGCUCUCAGACGACAACGCUACCGCUGGCGCCCCCGCCUCCUUCUUCCACAACGGCAUCUUCCCUCCGGGCACCUUCAUCAUCUCCAACCACGCCGACGAACUCACCCCGUGGACGCCCCUCCUCGCUUUCCUCUCCUGCUCGCCCUUCAUCGCCAUUCCCUGCUGCAGCCACAACUUCGCCGGCGCGAAGUUCCGCGCGCCGGUACAAAAAUCCGCCUCCGAUAGAAAGGAGAAGGAGAAGGCGAAAGAAAAGAGGGAGGAAGAAAGAGGCGGUGCAACAGGCUCGCUCGCCGCCGGUAAUAAGAAAGGCAACGGUGGGAAAAACCAGCAGCCCUCCGCGUAUGCGACGCUGUGCGACUGGGUCGCGCGGUUGGCGGAGGAUGUGGGGUUUGUCCCCGAGAAGGAGAUGUUGAGGAUUCCGUCGACGCGGAAUGCGGGGAUUAUUGGGAGGAGGAGGAGGGGGGAGAGGCGUGGGGACGAUGAGGGCGAGACGCAGCUGGAUGAUAGGCUGGAGGUUGUCCGGAAGCUGUUGGUCAAGGAGAUGGGCGGGAACGUGGAUGGGGCCGGGGGGUUGGAAGGUGUUGGGAGGGAGUGGGUGGAGAGGGCGGGGAAGUUGGUGAAGGGGCAGGGUGGUGGGCAUUGA